This is a messenger RNA of Helianthus annuus (common sunflower), 759 nucleotides long. RefSeq lists its product as uncharacterized. The record is from RefSeq and is a predicted model, not a curated record. Lineage: Eukaryota; Viridiplantae; Streptophyta; Magnoliopsida; Asterales; Asteraceae. Bases 251 to 604 code for a protein of 117 amino acids. The transcript is spliced from 2 exons.
GGUCCCCAACAGGUGUGUAAAAUUAGGUUUGGCUUUCUCAUCAAGCCAACCUUUGUUAUGAGGUUUGGGUUUCUCAUCAGCUAUCCUCCAACCUUCCUUUGUUGACGUCUCCUCCAAUUCCAAACUUUCCGUUGUUUAUGCCAAUCCAUCUUCAAAUUGCCAGCCAUUCUUAACAACUCACUCACUAUCAUCCAUCAUCAAUCAAUCUCGUAGAGGUGAUUUCACACGGCUGUCGAACGAGUAAGAGAAGAUGUCGUUGAGGAUAAAGGCGGUGGUGGACAAAUUCGUAGAGGAAUUGAAGGAAGCUUUAGAUGCAGACAUACAAGACAGAAUCAUGAAGGAGAGAGAGAUGCAGAGUUACAUUGAAGAGCGUGAACGAGAAGUCGCUGAACGUGAAGCCGCCUGGAAAGCUGAACUCUCUCGUCGCGAGGCAGAAAUUGCUAGACAAGAAGCAAGAUUGAAGAUGGAGAGAGAAAACCUGGAAAAAGAGAAGAGUGUUCUUAUGGGGACAGCAUCCAACCAAGAUAAUCAAGAUGGGGCUCUUGAAAUUACUGUAAGUGGUGAGAAGUACCGAUGCCUCAGGUUCUCCAAGGCCAAAAAAUGAGGUUCUGCGUAUCAAUCAAACGAAUUCGUCUUUGUCGGGUCAUUCGUUAUGUAAAUCUUGAAAUAUAAUUGUUUCAACCCGCACAUCAACUUUGUCAUGGUGGUUUCUUUUUCGAAUCCUUUGUGCUAUUUGAAAAGGGUGUUAAAUUGGUCGUG